UCAGAAUGUCUCGCACCUGAGCCUCUGGCGUGCCUCUGGCAUGGGCCGUGCCUGCUUCGUGUGGGCUUUACUGCUCGGAGCUGCUGACCAGAUGUGGAAUGCAUUCUCCGACUUCGACUGUGUUUCACUUGUCCCGACGGGGGGUUGGGCUUGCCGUCCUGGUCAGCACAGCGUUUGGCACUUCCACCACAGAAGAAGUGGCAAACACUACCAGCACCACUUCAGUUCCUGAGUUCUCAUACUAUGUUGGGGAUUGGGCAGCUUGCUCGACGACUUGUGCAAUUGGAAACCGGUUGAGAGAGGUAUUUUGCUACAGGACAUGCUCAAUUCCUCGUUCAUGCACAUCAGGAGUCACAGACUUCCACUGUACAAACAUUGAGAAACCAAGCAGUUCAGAGCUAUGCUACGGCGCCGAACCAUUUUGUCCUGCCACGACCACCAUCACAUCUUCCAUAAGUAUCACCAGAACAGCGACCACUUCAACUGCCACUGUAGUGACAAAAACUACCACACGAGGAGUACGGGAUGGCUGGGAAUGCGUUCCGCUGGAAACAAACGACUGCGUUCCUGCACAGAUAGCAGCAUCUCAGUGUGGUGCGCACUGUUCAUGUUGCAGAAGGAGCACUACGCAGGCUCCUUUUAUUCCUACCCGCACCACAACAACGGCCCCCCCAUCAGAUGACUCAUAUGGUUUGCUGAUUGCUGUCCUUGUUGGGUUGGUGCUGACGGCUGCCUGUUUCAUUGUCGUUUUUGCUGUCGUUGGGUGGCGCUACUACAAUAGCAAGCCGAAAUUAAAGCAGAAGCGGAGCGAGCGGAGUGCUCACAAUACCCAUCCUAACCAUGGACAAGCCCAAACUUAUGGAGCGUCGACUGGCCACAGAUCCGACAGGAUCCAUCCAGACGAACCAGAAAAGACAGUUUUUGACAGGAAGCUUGGAAGAGGGGUUGCUUCUGCUGCUCCAGGCGGGUUCUAUGACGGGCCUCCAGACUGGAUGGAUGAGGAAGCUGGUAUGUCCUCCAAGACGCCAAGUCCUCGCAGCGCAUACAGCAGGGCAUUCAGCCACAGCGCUUUUGGGGCUGACAAAGAUGAGUCAGCAAAGUCCAGCCCAAGCAGACGCAGAAGGCAAGAAACAGAGCAAGACAGGCCUGAAGAAAGGCCAAGUCCGACUGCGCCUUCAGGGACCUUGCCACCUGGGUACGCAUCAGCGGCCCGCCGGAACCGACGAGAAGGAAAGGAACCUCCCGAUGUUGGGGCCGAGCCAGAGCAACCUCAAGACAUUCCGGGACAGGCAAGAGGAGACGGAGAAGUAGGGGGAACAAACAAAGGCAGUUCUCAGACACAAGGCAAAAAAAGUGCAGCGCCGCCAAGCGAGGACUCCAAGCCUGGCCCCGCUUCCAGCUCUAAAGGAGGCGACAGCAAGUCCAACAAGGAUUCGCCCCGCGGUGCUGAGAAUGCAUCCAGGAGCAAAAGCGGAGCCGCCAGUGGUGCGAGAGAUGGCCCAAGCACCGACCCUCGCGUUGCGGCCGAUACAGCAGCAGCUCCGGAGGCCGGAGACCUUAUCGCGAAGGUGGACCAUGAAUUGGACCAGUCUCAAUGCAAGGACUUGGAGACUCGGCGACGCAUCUUCAAGAAUCUCAUCCUGAAGUGGCACCCGGACAAAAAUCAGGAAGAGGUGCUCGCCACAGAGGUUUUUCGCCAUCUUAUGGCACGACGCGGGAGAUACUUAGAGGCAUGAGAAGAUGCAGCGCGAGGUAGUAUCCGGCUGUACGAUUCGCAUGUUUGAAGCAAAUGUCCUUCAGAGUCUGUGGAAAAAACACGCUCUGAUGACACUGUAUAUAGUGGCCAGCCCUGAGCUCCUAACACGGUGCAGCUUGCAGUGGCGUGCGCAUCAAACUUGAGACCAGAUGUGUAAGCAUGAUGGUCUUAUUCAUUGUCUCCAGUUAAAGAAACAUACUUUGCUAAGAUCAUCAACGGAGAGUAAAGAAUUUGUAUAUAAAUACAUGUAUUGAGUUGCAUUGUUAUGCUAUGUCAUGCUAUUUGCAGAGCAUUUUGUUCAGUCAUCGGAGCGGCUGUUAUUGAAGGGACUCAUCUUGAACCUGUAAAGUCGAACGAUGGUGCUAGGAUCCAGUAUGUGUUUGAAAUGGGUACAGGACAGAGAGUGUUUGUGGACCAAACUCCCAUCAAGGCAUUGUGCUUCGCCCAAUGAUUGACCAUGAC
Messenger RNA from Durusdinium trenchii, 2218 nucleotides. Lineage: Eukaryota; Dinophyceae; Suessiales; Symbiodiniaceae. The record is from the annotation of a GenBank genome assembly.